AUGACAGCAAUCUUCCAAGCCGCACAAGAAAGAGCAACUACCGGUGCCAUGCGACGUGCAGGAGUGUCGACCAAGAAACCAACCAAGGUUGCUCCAGUCAACGCACCUAUUUGUACCGCAAAGCAGAUUGAAAGUCCUCCCACAAAGAAGAUUGAAAGCCCCACAAAGCAGAUUGAAAGCCCCACAAAGAAGAGUGCUGAAAGUCCCAAGAAGAAGAAGAAGUCUCUGAUGGCUGCUUUCAUUGCAUCAUACCUCAAGGGAGCCGAGAUGCGGGCGACAACUGGAGCACGUCGCCGUCGUCGUUGA
This is a messenger RNA of Seminavis robusta, 306 nucleotides long. The record is from the annotation of a GenBank genome assembly. NCBI's taxonomy places the organism in Eukaryota, Bacillariophyta, Bacillariophyceae, Naviculales, Naviculaceae.